UUAUUACAGAUACUCACUAUUGAAAAAUUAAAUGCCUUGUUUACAAUCCUUGAAGCCUUUGGGAACAGCAAAACGCAUAUGAAUUCCAAUGCGACCCGAUUCACACAAAUAUUCAGCUUAGACUUUGAUCAGUCUGGGCAAAUAGCUUCUGCGAGCAUUCAAGUUUUGCUGCUAGAAAAAUCACGAAUAGGAAGACGGAAUAACGGUGACCCGACUUUUCACAUUAUUUAUCGAUUGCUCGCUGGAGCAGAAGGACAAUUGCGUAAAGAGUUGUACCUCGGUAAUUUAGUGACCGAAAAUAAUCCCUUUAUUACACCGCUGCAGAAGCACGAAGAAAAACAACGCGCUGUUGUCGAUUUCAAUCGCAUUGUUGGAGCAUUUAAAAUAUUAGGACUGUCGGAAGCUGAUGAAAAAGUCAUCUGGACAGUUAUUGCAGGUAUAUAUCACUUGAGUUGUGCUGGUGCUGUAAAAACAAAUGUUAAUUCUCAAUCAAGCCGUUGGCAAUUCGCUCGAGCGGAGUGCGCUGAAAAAGCGGCCAAUCUUUUGGGCACGAGUGUUGAAGAACUCAGUAGAAUAAUAUUUUCUUCGAACGCCGACGGGAUUACAACAACUGCUGGUAGUGGUGGUGGUGGUGGUGGUGGUAGCAGAGGCUCUUUACGAGCAUCGAGUCCCAUUGAUAGUGCUUCAAAUUAUUCAGGACUUGACGCCCUUGAGGGAUUUAUCGUUGGUCUUUAUACAGAAGUAUUCCAUUGUGUUGCUUCGCUUAUCAAUAAAGUAAUAUCAUCUCCUGUCCACACGGUAUCCUCGCUUUUGCUUUGUGAUACACCUGGAUUUCAAAAUCCAGCCUCGUGUGGUCAUCAAACUGGUGCUAACUUUGAAGAUCUCUGUCAUAAUUAUUUACAAGAGCGUCUUCAAUUAUUAUUUCACUAUUCUAGCUUAGUAGCUCCGAAAAAUCGGUAUAUUCAAGAGGGAAUAAAUAUUGAACACGAUGAAGAUUAUGACGAAGAAAACAGCGGUGUUGGAUCACCACAAGAUCUUAUUUCGCUUGUUGACCGCGGUCAGCAAAAUACUGCGACCAUGAUACGUUCGAGCCAAAAUGAUCUGACCGGUAGAUUUCAGGGAGAGAAAAAAGGACUUUUGUGGCUUCUUGAUGAAGAAGCUGUUUGCGCUGGAGGCAGCGAUGAAUCUUUUAUGGACCGGUUAUUUUCGUUGUACGGUGAUCGUGAUUAUCAGCUUUUACUGAGAAAAGCUCCCGGUAAUAACCAAUUUGUUCUUCAGCAUUUGCAAGGGACCAAUCCAGUAUUGUACACUGCUACCGGAUGGUUAAAGGCCACUCGGGAAAAUCCAGUUACUAAAAGUGCCAUUAAUAUUUUACAAGAAAGCACGAGAGAGGAUGUCAAUAGACUUUUUGUUCAAGUACGAAGUACUGGAAUUACUGGAGCACUAAUGACUAGUUCCAUAUCCGGAUUAGAAGGCUCACAAUCAUUAAGAAGAGCUUCUAGUAUUCGACGAACAUUCACAACAGUUAAAAGGAAAAGCGCUUGUCUUCAAAUUAAAUUCACUGUUGAUGGAAUAAUUGAAACAUUGAGACGGACUCGUGUUAAAUUUGUCCACUGUUUAUUACCCCAACACAACUCAGGCUGCACUGACAAAUCAUUUGUCACGAUGAAAUUACCGAAAAAUGAUAAUGGUGUUAUUAACGUUCCACUACUACGUUCACAAAUUCGUGGCGGGCAAAUAAUUGAUGCAAUGCGUCUUCACAAAGUCGGAUUUCCAAAGCAUUUACCACUCGGUGAAUUCAGACGCCGCUUUGGAUUACUUUCUAGUGAUUAUGCGGCUAAUGUACGCUCAUCAAGUCCUGUCGAAGACGAACGUAGAGUUGUGGAAGACAUGCUAUUGACUAUGGACGUCGACGCUGCGUCUUACCGCGUUGGUCAGAGUCAGAUAUUCUUCAGAGCCGGUGCUCUAGAGCGACUUGAGUCUCAACGAGAUGAGAAGUUGACGGGCCAUAUUGUGCUUUUGCAAGCGAGAUGUCGAGGUUACUUGGCGCGGAAAAAACUCAAUACACUAAAGCUUCAAGAUUUGGCUGUAAGAUGCAUACAGCGAAAUGUGAGGAAGCUUAUGUCUGUUCGUGAGUGGCCUUGGUGGAGACUCUACGUAAAAGUAGCGCCUUUAUUAAAUGUUCAUCGCACUGAAGAUCAAUUGAAAGCACGAACGGAAGAGCUAGAGUUAUUGAGAGCUAAAGUUGAAAAAUUGGAACAAGAAAGAAAUCAUCUUAAGCACGACAAUGUAAAAUUGGAAGCUAAACCCACCGUGUAG
Messenger RNA from Cotesia congregata, 2319 nucleotides. NCBI's taxonomy places the organism in Eukaryota, Metazoa, Arthropoda, Insecta, Hymenoptera, Braconidae. The record is from the annotation of a GenBank genome assembly.